Papaver somniferum (opium poppy) is the source of this 1655-nucleotide messenger RNA. RefSeq lists its product as uncharacterized. The transcript is spliced from 17 exons. Lineage: Eukaryota; Viridiplantae; Streptophyta; Magnoliopsida; Ranunculales; Papaveraceae. Gene Ontology annotation, molecular function: chromatin binding; histone binding. Gene Ontology annotation, cellular component: chromatin; nucleus. The record is from RefSeq and is a predicted model, not a curated record. Bases 81 to 1454 code for a protein of 457 amino acids. Gene Ontology annotation, biological process: nucleosome assembly.
UCCAAUUGAAUUCUGCAGUAAGUUAGGGUUGAUGUUUUCCCCAAUUCCGCAGUGAAAUUCAGACAAAUUGAGAAGUAAUCAUGAUGUCGAUAGAGGAUAUCCUCGAUAUCUGCAUAGAGAAGGGGAGAGAAGUUGAAGAUAAGAUUAAAAAGAUCUCUGACGAUGCACGCCUUGAGAAGUUGAAAUUGAAGGAGGAGUGUAAGAAGAAAGCAAGGGAGGAUGAGAAGAUGUUUGCAGUGAAACGAAAGUAUAAUGACAAACGGAAGCUUCUCUACGAUCAAAGAAAAGAGCUUAUCAAAUCGAUUCCUGAUUUCUGGCCGACUGCUAUUCUUAAUUGUUCGGGUCUCCAGAAAUUCUUGAGCAAACACGACAGAGAGAUAAUCAAGUUUAUAAACUCUGUGGUUGUUGAAGAUGGCGAAAUUACCUUUUUCUUUGACGAGAAGAAUCCGUAUUUAAAAAAUACAUGUCUCACAGCGAUAUACUCACGCACCGACAAACAAAUAGUUCAUAAAAAAGGAACUAAAAUCUUGUGGAAGAAGGAUGCAGGCACCACAACUGGAUCAGAAAAUAAGAUUCCCGGGAGCAUUCAAUCGCUUAAGGAUAUUAAAAUUAAAAGUUUCUUUACACGGUUCUUUGAGCCUAAGCGCAAAACUCCACAAAAGCCUUAUGAUGAGGUGCUUAAGACAAUCGAAGAGCAUCUAUGGCCACGCGUAUUCGGCUAUUUCUCAAAUAGGUGGAUUACUGCACUGGAAGCAGAGAAAGGAAUCAAGCAUAAGAUUGCUUUGGAUGAAUUGUUGAAUAUACACCUCAAGCUUCAAACGAUUGAUGGCGAAGAAUACCGUGAAAGCGUCGCAGUGGAGCGAGAAUUUGAGAAAAAGGCAAGGGAACGGCAAGUGCUUAUUGAGCAGAAAUGUAACAAAGACCAGAGACCUCUUUAUCAGGAGAGAAAUGAGAUUGUCGAAAAGUUUCCAAACUUCUGGUUACUUGCGUUUUUGAGUCAUUAUGCACUUGGCGAUCUUUUCAGUGAGGAAGACCAAAAGAUAUUCAGGUUUGUAAAGUCUAUGUGUGUUGAAGAUGAGGAAGAUGUCGUAUCUGGGUACACGAUUACAUUAAACUUCAAUAAGAACCCAUACUUCACAAACACAACUCUCAUAAAAAGAAUCUCAUUUGGUGAAGAUGGAACUACUAUCUUAAGUGCUGUCCAUAUCAACUGGGAGGUUAUCAUGGAUAUUGCUACUGAAUAUCAACAUAACACUUCUGUUACUAAUAUAAGCUUCUUUACCUGGUUUUGUGCUCCUCAAAAAUUUAAAACAAGGCACCAUGAUGAGGUGUCUGGGCUAAUUAAAGAUGAAUUGUGGCCAAAUGUUGUUGCGUAUUUUAUCAAUGGAAAUGAAAGUGAUGAAGAGGAUGAACAACCAAAAGGCGUAGAGGAAUGGCACAAAAAAAGGUGUUGAGGAAUGAAAUAGCUAGCCUCUUCCAGUUUGGGUGUUCAAUAAUUGACUUUCAUUGUAGUUGGUAUAACUUAUGAAAUGUAUUUCAUAGAGUUCUCCUGCAAUGUACAAUUUUCAAUUUAACCUUCACACUAUCAUGGAAGUCAGUGACUGCAGAUAUGUACACAAACAUGAUUUUACUCAGAUUUCACGUUUAAGGCUCAA